Molecule: messenger RNA, 1794 nt
Organism: Talpa occidentalis (Iberian mole)
Lineage: Eukaryota; Metazoa; Chordata; Mammalia; Eulipotyphla; Talpidae
Gene: BANK1
Product: B cell scaffold protein with ankyrin repeats 1
Exons: 14
Coding region: 10-1794 (594 amino acids)
Biological process (GO): negative regulation of phosphatidylinositol 3-kinase/protein kinase B signal transduction; B cell activation; negative regulation of B cell activation
Molecular function (GO): protein tyrosine kinase binding; signaling receptor binding
Source: RefSeq, a predicted model, not a curated record
GCUGCGGGGAUGUUGCCCUCCGCGCCGGGCCAGGGGCGCACCGUCUGCAGCCCCAGGGUCUCAGGUUCUGAAGACUACUUUGAGGUCAGCACUCCUGCGGACGGAAGAGGGGCCUGGUCCCAGGUGGCCAGCGAGAGCCCGGCUGUGGACCCGCCAGAGGCAGCCUCCCGGUGCCCGGCGCCUCUGGCCGUGGUGCUGCCCACGGACAUCCCCUGUGAGAAUCCUGGUGAAAUGUUUAUUCUUUUGAGAGAUGAAGUAAUUGGUGGCACUGUGGAGGUUGAAUUCGCAUCAAACGAUAAACGCAUUAGAACACGGCCAGCCCUUUGGAGUAAGACAGUCUGGUGCAUGAAAGCGUUAGAUUUCCCCGCUGGCCCUGUGGCUGUCAGCAUCUACUGCGACGGACUCAUCACGGCCACAGCAGAGAUUCAAUACCACGCCCCGGCAGGGGCGGCAGGACGCACACCGGGCAUGGCAGGGCCAGGGGACGCUGUGUGCCAGGCCGCCCCCGCGGAGCUGGACGCCGCCCUCGCCGGCCUGCUGAGACGCGAGAUGCCCGGCUACGCGUUCCCGCCCCCGGCCGCCGCCCGCGCGCAGGACGAGCACCUGUGUUUCCAAGAGCUCCCAACCUUCCUCCACUGCGCAGCAAAAUUUGGCUUGAAGAACUUGGCUGUUCACUUGCUUGGCCGCCCCGGAGCAGCGCAGGCGUUGCGGGUGAAGAACGUGGCGGGGUCAGCCCCGGCGCAGGUGGCUGAGCAGCACGGGCACACGGAGCUCAAGGAGAUACUCGAAGGCUUCUCGGUCCAAGGAGUGAGCAGAAGUGACGACCAAGAAAAUUACUAUGAAGAGGCUAUCGCCUCACCUCCCGGCCCAGCGGCUCAGCCCCCAGCCCCUCCUCCCGGCUCCGGGCAGACACAGAGGCUGGACGCGGGAGGGGAAGGAGGAGAGCGCGCGGCCGACGAGGCGGCCUCUGAGAACCAGUACGAGGACCUGUAUGUGUUCAUGCCGGGAGGCGGCCCCAAGCGCCACCCGCCAGCGCCGUGCCCGAGCAGCAGACCUCCCCCGCCGCCGCCCCGGGCCUGGGCCGCCGCCUUCCAGCUGGAGAAGCCCCACUGCUCGCCGCAAGGGGAGACGCUGGAGGGCCCGGCGGGGAGGCUCCCCAGCUCGGGCGAUGCUGGCGGGAGACGGGACGUGGGCGAGGAGGAGCCCGCAGAGGAGGAGGAGGACCCCUACAUCUUCACAGAGGUCCACGACAGUGACUACGACAUCAUCCUGGCCGACGACAGUGCCGCGGGGAGAGCUGGCAGCCCCUCCUUCCUCAUCAACAGGCCCCCAGCCCCCACGCCCCGGCCGGUGAACGCCCCCGCGCCCAGAGAGGAAGCUGGGCCCUACAUCGCACAAGUGUUUCAACACAAGACAGCCAGGGGGCAGCCUGACGGCGACAGGACCCGCGGCACUCGGAGACCAGCACCCCAAGCCCGCGCGCAGGGCCGCCCCGACACCGCCAGGGAGCCCGGACGCCGGCAGGACAAGGCCCUGGAGCGGCGCAGGCCCCGACGCGGGGCACGGACCGGCCCGGAGACGCCACUGCCGCAGACGCAUGAAGCCAUGGACACGGAAGGUGGCUGUGUCGUCCUGCGCGCCGACUGCCCUGGUGUUCGCCUCCCUGGCGCCUGUACCGAGCCCGUGGCCGGGGCCGCCGCCCGGAACGCCUUCUGGGAGGGCCACCGCAGGCUUGGUCCCUACCCGCGCUUCUCUCCAACCGUGCGCCCCUGCCUAGACGUGCGCUCGCUGUGA